Messenger RNA from Colletotrichum higginsianum IMI 349063, 270 nucleotides. Its product is annotated as Dolichol phosphate-mannose biosynthesis regulatory protein. NCBI's taxonomy places the organism in Eukaryota, Fungi, Ascomycota, Sordariomycetes, Glomerellales, Glomerellaceae. The coding region runs from base 1 to 270 and encodes 89 amino acids. The record is from RefSeq and is a predicted model, not a curated record. Gene Ontology annotation, biological process: GPI anchor biosynthetic process. Gene Ontology annotation, cellular component: endoplasmic reticulum membrane; dolichol-phosphate-mannose synthase complex. The transcript has 3 exons. Gene Ontology annotation, molecular function: enzyme regulator activity.
AUGAGCGGAACUCUCGUCGGCUUCGCCAUGCUCGUGGCUGCCUCUGUGAUCUUCACAUACUACUCCAUCUGGACCCUGCUCAUGCCCUUUGUCGACGAAGGUCACCCUCUCCAGAACUUCUUUCCUCCUCGCGUCUGGGCUAUCCGCAUCCCCGUCAUCCUUAUUCUCCUCGGCUCCGCCGUCGUCGGCUCCUUUCUCGGCACCGUCAUGAUCCGGAGCAACAGGAAGAAGGCCGCCAAGGCCAAGGCCGCCGCGAAGAAGAAGGCGUAA